UAUUGUUGUUCAUGUAAUUGUUGUGAGAGCUAGAGGAACAGUUCUAUUUUAUUGUAUUCUUUUCAAGUUGAGCAUUCGUCUUCCACUCUAUCGUGAUAACUGGCAUACUGAUUAGGCAGUGCUAGUAAAUAGAAACAUCCACUGUUUCGAGUAGUGUUGUAGUCUGUGUCAUCCGAAGAGCAGGAUUGCCUUGUCGUCGUACAUACCGCAGUAGCUGCUGUCCGACAAAUUUUGAUCAGAAUGGCAAAGAAAAAACAAUCCAAAAGUCAGCGUCACAUGGAGGUAGGACAUAAGCGCGAGGAGCGGUCGGCAAAGCGAGCUUUGAAACAUGAGAGACAAAGCAAGAGAGAAAACUACCUGGAAGAGGACGAUGUUGAAUUCAUCAGCUUUGCUAACCAGCUCCAGGCAAUUGGCUUGAAAAUCAAGGAUGUCCCGGGAGAUGGGAAUUGUCUGUUCCGCGCGCUGGCAGAUCAAUUGGACGGCGACAUGGCAAGGCACGGCCAACACAGGCAGGAAACUGUCCAGUACAUGAUUGAGCACCGGCCCGACUUUGAACCGUUUGUGGAGGACGACGUCCCGUUCCACCGCCAUGUGAACAAUCUUGCCAAGGACGGCACAUUUGGUGGCAACGACAGCAUUGUAGCAUUCAGUCGCAAUCACAACGUUGAUGUCCUAAUUCACCAGCACAAUGCUCCAUUAUUACAUAUCAAUGGUAACGACGGCAGCAGCCCUGGUGAUGUGCGUGUCCUGAAUGUUAGUUACCACCACGGCGAGCACUAUGCCUCUGUUCGGCGAAUCACGGAGCCGGCAGCCGCCGCACACCCUGGUCAUCAAACUCUGAGUAAAGGUUCUGCUGCUGCUGGUGGAAUCAAUGGAAAUGGCAAGUCUCGGCGCAAACCAAGACAUACUGCCGGCGCAAACCAGUUGAAGGAAGCACACAAGCCUGCGGCUGAUGAUAGCUCACGGCAGUCCAUUAUGGAGCAGUUGGUCCCGCAGCUGAUUGAACUUACUGGUUGUGAGGAUAUUGUACUGUUGGAGGGAGCUCUGGAGCAGUUCAACUAUGACAUUGAGCUGGCUACCGAGUGCGUGCUUAUGCUGCAUAGCCAGUCCCCAGGCACAGAUAAGUCUGAGCUUGCAAGCGAGGCAGCAGCACCCCCUUCUUCUACUUCGGCUUGUCCCAGUGCAGGCAAAGAUCAGGUCAAACCGGCAGCAGUGACCGGAGCACCAGCAACAUGCACUACACCUGUGACACCAGUCACUUUAGCGACGACAGCGGCGGCAGCAGCAGCUCUAUUGGAAGUAUCGAAGAUCGCCAGUAGAUCAGCAGUCACAACAACAGUAGCAUCAGUAACUUCUCCCAUGGUAUCUAGUGAGUGUUAUACUGGUACACCUGGCAGACAUUCUACACCAUCUCCAGCGCUAGCUGUGCCUGCUCCUGUGUUACCUUCGAGUUCUCCGAUUUCCGGCAAGUCUGAUCGCCAGGGAUUGCCAGCACUUGACGAAACCGACAUGGCACCUCCCAGCGGCAGUCGCAAACAAGCGGCUUCUGGCAGGGUGUCUAUGGAGGAGGAUGCCAGCUGUCCGCAUGGAUCUGAUGCCGCUUGUGGUUGUAGAGUCUCAAGCAACGGAUCUUCACCAUCAUCACCCAAUCCACCUCCUAUAUACCAAAAUGGUAAAGGCGCUACAGGAGUGUCAUCAGGUUCUGGAGCCAACACGAAGAAGCCACUGUUUAUGGAUGAUGUUGAAGCUGCACUGCUUGCAAUUCAAAUUGAGGAGUUGAGUAGGCCCCUGAAUCAACCAUCAGCAGCGUCGGCAUCGUCUACAGGCACUGCCGCUGCUGAGCCGAUAUCUUGUCUGCAGACCGAUAGUAUUGUCACUGGUGCCAGUGGUGUGGAUCUCUCUGGCCUGGGGCUUUCCUGCGCUGGGAAACCACCCCCAUCAUCAGAGACUGGCUGCCCGCCCUCGGUCAAGAAGCAGCAUGGCACAGCUUCUAGUGGCACUGUCCCAUCAUCCGCUGUCCGAGUGAAGGUCGGCAAACACACUGCUGGCAAAGCUCGCAAAGCUGACAAGAAGAAGGAGCGCAAACAACGGCGAGCGGAAGAGAGAAAGCAGGAGGCGGCCAGUGGAAAAUUGAAUGCCUCAGCGGCUUCUGCCCAACUGGCUGGUGGUCAACCUGGAUACGUGGCUUCACUGGCCGACAGACCAGAUGGUGUGCCGAAGAUUGUCUCGAUCUGAGUAGUGUGUCCCUUGGCCAGUGUUUGUCUUCAAGGGAGCUGCUCCAAACAAUCGUCCAACUGCAGUAACUCCGCAGUACUAGAGGACACCCUGACCUGCUAACAUAGAAAAUACCCAACAUCUGAGAGUGAUACUUACAUCUUCAACUCCUAUAAUGUACUCAUUUAAUUGCCGGUUACCGGUAGCUGUCUAUACACCUCGUCUCUCCUUGUUCCGAACAUAAUCUGGAUUAUCUCAAGAAGCUCACCCCAGCCCUGAUGCCUUAUUCACGUGCGCAGCUGACGUUGAUGCUGAUGUCGUGAUGAGCCAUCCAAGCAGCAAAGAAUUCACCCAUCCUGAUACCCUGGCUACCUACAAUACGGAGCAACCAUGGCCUUGGCUACUGCCGGCGGUGGAUAGUACGUACAGCUUCCUAUUUGAAUACACGCCAAGUUUCACUGGUGCUGCAGACUUUAACGUUAGCUGUAGCUAGCUAUACCACGAUGGGAAGUGUACUGCCUCUCAGACUCGGUGCUGGCCGGUGGAGACCGUGGGCUACUGCUGCUACUUUGCGGUCAGACUGUUAUAGUGGCUAUCUACUCUAUUGAUGGUGAGUCUCCAGUCAAGUCACGGUGCAGUGGUAUGUUCUAGAUUAAUGUCAGUUCAGCUUUCAACUCUUUUCUUGUUCAAAGAAACCAUCCUUUUUUUAUUCUAGCCGCUCUCACAGGUAUAUUUUCCAAUGACAUACGUUAACUUCUUCUUUUUUUAAGCGUGUUGAGUUUGUUUUUACUGGUGCUUCUCUUUACCUACUAGACAGUGUAUCAACACCCCCACCUCCCGUCUCUCCCGUCUCUCCCUCUCUUCCACUCUUUUCUUUUUCUCUCUCUUUUCUCUCUCGGACAGGGUUUUAUCUAUUUUACAUUUUUUUUUACUUUCCUCAAGUCUGUAUUCAGUUCCAUCCUUUAUAAAGGGAACAGAGAAAGCAAUUGUCACAUGAAAUACAGCUGAACAUGAAAUACAGCUGAAGUAGAAACUGCACUCAUAACGGUCACAACAUAAUUUUUCUAUAAUAAUAAUUAUAUUGACGUAA
Messenger RNA from Sycon ciliatum, 3304 nucleotides. RefSeq lists its product as uncharacterized. The transcript has 10 exons. Bases 241 to 2235 code for a protein of 664 amino acids. Gene Ontology annotation, biological process: protein deubiquitination. The record is from RefSeq and is a predicted model, not a curated record. Gene Ontology annotation, molecular function: cysteine-type deubiquitinase activity. NCBI's taxonomy places the organism in Eukaryota, Metazoa, Porifera, Calcarea, Leucosolenida, Sycettidae.